Molecule: messenger RNA, 2343 nt
Organism: Theobroma umbraticum
Lineage: Eukaryota; Viridiplantae; Streptophyta; Magnoliopsida; Malvales; Malvaceae
Product: potassium transporter 5-like
Biological process (GO): potassium ion transmembrane transport
Cellular component (GO): membrane
Molecular function (GO): potassium ion transmembrane transporter activity
Source: RefSeq, a predicted model, not a curated record
AUGUCUAAUAACACUGUUGUCCAGGACCCCAUAGAGGAAACUGAUCAUGACGAAGUUACACAAGACCAGCUCGAGGAAAAGAACCACUCAUUUCCAAAGUUGCGCAGUUACGAUUCCCUGGACCUGGAAUCCGCCAAGGUUCCAGGCCACCAUGACCGUGGCGCCCAGGAUUUGGAGUGGUCGAUGAUCUUGAAUCUAGCAUUUCAAAGCAUUGGCAUAAUAUACGGAGAUAUCGGCACUUCGCCUCUCUACGUAUAUGCUAGUACUUUCCCCAGUGGCAUAAAUCACAGCGAUGACAUAUUGGGAGUUCUUUCUUUGAUCUUCUAUACCAUCACUCUCAUCCCUCUCAUCAAAUACGUCUUCAUCGUCUUACGAGCCAAUGAUAAUGGCGAAGGAGGAACAUUUGCACUCUACUCGCUGAUAUGCCGAUAUGCAAGGGUGAGUUUGAUUCCGAGUCAACAAGCUGAGGAUUCUCAUGUCUCCAAUUUUAAGCUGCAGUUGCCUAGCAAUCGUCUUAAACGGGCAUCAAGACUCAAGUCCAAGUUAGAGAACAGCAAUUUUGCCAAAAAUUUCCUCUUGAUCAUCACAAUGCUCGGUACUUCCAUGGUCAUUGGCGAUGGCGUCCUCACUCCUUGCAUCUCAGUUUUGUCAGCCGUGGGAGGCAUUAGGGAAGCUAAAUCAACUCUGAGUGAAGAGACAAUUGUUUGGACAUCGAUAGCUAUCUUGAUUUGCCUCUUCAUGGUUCAGAGAUUUGGAACCGACAAAGUGGGCUAUACCUUUGCUCCUAUAAUUUGCGUUUGGUUCACAUUCAUUGGUGGAAUUGGCGUUUACAACUUCUUUAAAUUUGAUCCAACAGUCGUUAAAGCCAUAAAUCCUCUGUACAUUAUAGAUUACUUUAGGAGGAACAAAAAGGAGGCGUGGGUUUCCCUUGGCGGUGUCGUUCUUGCCACAACAGGAACGGAAGCAUUGUUUGCUGAUGUUGGCCAUUUCACGGUUCGUUCCGUACAAAUAAGCAUGUGCUCCGUGACCUACCCGGCUUUAGUACUAGCAUACACUGGACAAGCAUCUUUCCUUCGUAAACACGAAAAUUUAGUUGCUGGUACCUUUUUCAAAUCAAUACCAGGCCCUGUGUAUUGGCCAAUGUUUGUGGUGGCAGUGGCGGCUGCAAUUAUAGCAAGUCAAGCCAUGAUUUCAGGGACUUUCUCUAUAAUCCAGCAAUCACUCUCCCUAGGGUGUUUCCCUCGAGUGAAAGUUGUCCAUACAUCCACCAAGUAUGAAGGACAAGUUUACAUUCCUGAGGUUAAUUACCUGCUGAUGUUGGCUUGUGUGGGAGUUACUGCUGGUUUCAAGACCACUCAAAGGAUCGGCAAUGCAUACGGAAUUGCAGUGGUAUUUGUAAUGACUCUCACAUCAUCUUUGUUGGUUCUCAUCAUGAUAAUGAUAUGGAAAACCAACAUGCUUUUCGUAAUUGCCUAUGUUCUUAUCAUCGGUUCUGUGGAGCUACUAUAUUUGAGUUCAGUUCUAUACAAAUUUGAUCAGGGAGGAUACUUGCCACUGGCUUUUGCAGCAGUUUUAAUGGCUGUGAUGUAUAUUUGGAACAAUGUUUAUCGAAAAAAGUACUAUUAUGAGCUUGAUCACAAGAUUUCUUCCGAAAAAUUGAAGGAGAUAACUGUCAACACAAAUUUCAGUAGAAUUCCUGGGCUUGCCAUGUUUUACUCGGAGCUUGUUCAUGGUAUCCCACCCAUCUUCAAGCAUUAUUUGGCGAAUGUAUCAGCAUUGCACUCGGUCCUUGUUUUCGUCUCCAUCAAAUCACUACCAAUUAGCAAGGUUCCAAUUGAAGAAAGAUUUCUUUUCCGACGACUGGAACCAAGAGAGUUUCAUAUGUUUCACUGUGUCGUUAGAUAUGGGUAUACAGAUGUGCAUAAUGAGCGAGACACUUUUGAGAAGACUUUACUAGAAAGAUUAAAAGAGUAUAUCGAAGAAGACAGUUGGUUAACUCAAAGGCUAGCUAGUAAUAGGGCAGCAGCUGAAAAGGAUACAGAGUUGGAGGAUGGAUUUGUCAACAAAGAAAUUGAACAUGAGAACAUGGAGCAAGAUGGAGAAGGCGAGCAACAAGAGGCAGUGCAGAAAGAAACUGAAUUAGUGGACAAAGCGUGGCAAGCUGGCGUUGUUCACUUGGUUGGUGAGAAUGAGGUAAUUGCAGGCAAAGGAGCUAGUACAGGAAAGAAGAUUUUGAUAGACUAUGCUUACAAUUUUAUAAAGAAAAAUUUGAGGCAAACUGAUAAAGUGUUCGAAAUUCCUCACAAACGGUUGCUUAAAGUUGGUAUGACUUAUGAGCUUUAG